Girardinichthys multiradiatus is the source of this 1319-nucleotide messenger RNA. RefSeq names its product nuclear GTPase SLIP-GC-like. The transcript has 10 exons. Gene Ontology annotation, molecular function: GTPase activity. Lineage: Eukaryota; Metazoa; Chordata; Actinopteri; Cyprinodontiformes; Goodeidae. The record is from RefSeq and is a predicted model, not a curated record. Bases 111 to 1319 code for a protein of 402 amino acids.
GUGACCCAAGGUGUGAGUCUAGUAAAGAAACACCAGCAGUAAAAAAGCAGCGUGAGACAAAUUCUUCUGCAGAAACAGAAGCAAAGAUUUUAAAUGACGUGAAAAACAAGAUGGGCAAAAUCCUUGCCAUACUAAACAAUCAAAAUGACACAAAUCUCAAUACGUUCUUGAAGACCAAAAUCAGGAAUCUGGAGACAGAAAAGAAGGAGUUGGUUGGUGUCUUUGGUAAAACUGGAGCUGGGAAGACGUCUUUGAUAAAUGCUGUCAUUGAAGAGAAGGGGCUCUUGCCCUCUGGAAGUAUUGAAGCUUGUACUUCAGUCAUGAUUAAAGUUGAGGCUAACAGGCACAAUGAGAUAUAUGAGGCAGUGGUCGAAUUCAUUUCACCAGAGGAAUGGGAAGAUGAGAUGGGAUCACUGUUUCGUACUAUUGAAAAAGGAGAUCAAGCAAUGGAUAACAACGAUAAUGAUGAUAAAGAUGACUAUCAUGAAGCCGUUGAUAAGCUGUCAGCUCUGUACGACGAAGAAUGGAAAGAAAGAUCCUGUGAACAACUCAUGGAGCCCAAGUGCUUCAAAGCCAUUCCAGAAUUUCUUCAUUCAAAACAAAAAACCUUGGCAUUUAAAUCAGCUAAAGACCUAUCUGCAGAUAUUGUUAAGUACACCAGAAAUGGCACAAAAGAUGACAAAUACAAAGCAGUAAAGCGGUGGUAUUGGCCGCUUGUGAAGUGUGUGACUAUCAAGGUCCCAAACAAUAAUCUUCUCCAGCAUGUCACACUUGUGGACCUUCCUGGAAACGGAGACCGUAACAAGAGCAGAGAUACAAUGUGGAAAGGGAUCGUUGGAGACUGUUCUGCAGUCUGGGUUGUCACUGAAAUCAACCGAGCGGCAUCAGAAAGAGAAUCAUGGGAAAUCCUGAAAAGUGUUAGCAGUCUUCUUGGAAACGGUGGAGAAUGUCAGCACAUUCACUUCAUCUGCACCAAGUCUGAUGAUAUUGAAGAUAUAGAUGAUCACUCCAAAGCUGAUGCUCAGGCCUUGAUAAUUACAAGAAACAAGGAAGCCAAAGAAAGUGUGAUCAAAGAAUUAAACAAACUGACCAAGAUUAAGAAACACUUCAGUGAUGAAUGUUUCAAAGUGUUCACAGUGAGCUCCAGAGAAUUCUUCACAAAGAGACAUCUCAGUCCAGAAAACACUGAAAUACCCAGGCUUCAGGGAUUUUUGCAAAAUCUCAAUGACUGUCACUCAGAGACGUUAAACUAUGUGUCUGGAGCUUGUGGCAUCCUCUCUUUGAUUCAUGGGGCCAGCUUAAGAAAUGAGAUCCUGUGA